CCGCCGCCAGUCGCUCGCUCGCUGGCUCCGGGUCUCUCUCGGGACGUCUGCGCGUCCAGACCCCGGGACUGCGAGGGCGCGGGAGCUGGCGGGCGCCGUCGGGGCCCGGCGCCCGCAGGGAUGGGGGGCGAUCGGCAGGAUUACUACGGGAAGCACGGAACUCCCCAGAAGUACGAUCCUACCUUCAAAGGACCCAUUUACAACAGGGGUUGCACGGAUGUCAUCUGCUGUGUGCUGCUUCUUCUGGCCAUUGUGGGUUAUGUGGCCGUGGGCAUCAUAGCUUGGACCCAUGGGGACCCUCGAAAGGUGAUCUAUCCUACUGACAGCCGCGGGGAGUUCUGCGGGCAGAAAGGCACAAAAAAUGCGAACAAACCCUUCCUAUUCUACUUCAACAUUGUGAAGUGUGCCAGCCCUCUGGUCCUGCUGGAAUUCCAGUGUCCCACCCCACAGAUCUGUGUGGAGAAAUGCCCCGACCGCUACCUCACCUUCCUGAGUGCCCGAAAUAGUCGGGACUUCGAGUACUACAAGCAGUUCUGUGUUCCUGGCUUCCAGAACAAUAAGGGUCUGGCAGAAGUGCUUCGAGAUGGUGACUGCCCUGCUGUUCUCACCCCCAGCAAACCCUUGGCCCGGCGCUGCUUCCCAGCCAUCCAUGCCCGCAAAGGGGUCCUCAUGGUGGGCAACGAGACGACCUAUGAAGAUGGGCACGGCUCUCGGAAGAACAUCACAGAACUGGUGGAGGGUGCCAAAAAGGCCAAUGGCGUUCUGGAGGCACGACAGCUGGCCAUGCGGAUAUUUGAAGAUUAUACCGUCUCUUGGUACUGGAUUGUCAUAGGCCUGGUCAUCGCCAUGGUGCUGAGCCUCCUUUUCAUCAUCCUGCUGCGCUUCUUGGCUGGCAUUAUGGUCUGGGUGAUGAUCGUCAUGGUGAUUCUGGUGCUGGGCUAUGGAAUAUUUCACUGCUACAUGGAGUAUGCCCGGCUGCGUGGGGAGGCCGGCUCUGAUGUCUCCCUGGUGGACCUUGGCUUCCAGACAGACCUCCGGGUGUACUUGCACUUACGGCAGACCUGGAUGGCCUUCAUGAUCAUUCUGAGCAUUCUUGAAGUGGUCAUCAUCUUGCUGCUCAUCUUUCUCCGGAAGAGAAUUCUCAUCGCCAUUGCACUCAUCAAAGAAGCCAGCAGGGCUGUGGGAUACGUUAUGUGCUCCCUGCUGUACCCUCUGGUCACCUUCUUCCUGCUGUGUCUUUGCAUCGCAUACUGGGCCAGCACUGCUGUCUUCCUGUCCACUUCUAAUGAAGCUGUCUAUAAGAUUUUGGAUGAUGCCACCUGCUCACUAGCUGGGAAAACCUGCAACCCUGAGACCUUCCCUUCCUCCAAUGAAUCCCGCCUAUGCCCCAACGCGCAUUGCCAGUUCGCCUUCUAUGGCGGUGAGUCCGGCUACCACCGCGCGCUGCUGGGCCUGCAGAUCUUCAAUGCCUUCAUGUUCUUUUGGCUGGCCAACUUCGUGCUGGCGCUGGGCCAGGUCACACUGGCUGGGGCAUUUGCCUCCUACUACUGGGCCAUGCGCAAGCCAGACGACCUGCCAGCCUUCCCGCUCUUCUCUGCCUUUGGCCGGGCACUCAGGUACCACACAGGAUCCUUGGCCUUUGGCGCUCUCAUUCUGGCCAUUGUGCAGAUCAUCCGAGUGAUUCUUGAGUAUUUGGAUCAGCGCCUGAAAGCUGCGGAGAACAAGUUUGCCAAGUUUCUCAUGACCUGUCUCAAGUGUUGCUUUUGGUGCCUGGAGAAGUUCAUCAAAUUCCUCAACAGGAAUGCCUACAUCAUGAUCGCCAUCUAUGGCACCAACUUCUGCACCUCGGCUAGGAAUGCCUUCUUCCUGCUCAUGAGAAACAUCAUCAGAGUGGCCGUCCUAGACAAAGUUACCGACUUCCUCUUCCUGUUGGGCAAACUUCUGAUCGUGGGCAGUGUGGGAAUCCUUGCUUUCUUCUUCUUCACCCAUCGGAUCAGGAUCGUGCAAGAUACAGCACCACCUCUCAAUUAUUACUGGGUCCCAAUACUGACGGUGAUUGUUGGGUCCUACUUGAUUGCCCAUGGUUUCUUCAGCGUCUACGGCAUGUGUGUGGAUACGCUAUUCCUCUGCUUCUGUGAGGACCUUGAGAGGAAUGACGGCUCUCAGGAGCGACCCUACUUCAUGUCGCCCGAGCUGAGAGACAUCCUGUUAAAGGGGAGUGCGGAGGAGGGCAAGCAGGAGGAAGUCGAGGACUAGAGAUGGAGGAUCUGGAGAGAAACGACGGGUCAGCUGAGAGGCCUUACUUCAUGUCUUCCACUCUCAAGAAGCUCUUGAACAAGACCAACAAGAAGGCGGCAGAGUCCUGAAGGCCUGGCCUCCCCUGCCUCUCCAGAGCCCUCCAACUGGGUGCUUGGUCGGCGGCUUGGGUCAGUACCCCCAGCCCAUCGGAGUGGCCUGAAGUCCUGUCACUGCCUCUCUGCCCCCUCUUCAUGAUCUAGUUACUGCCAGUUUCUGGGGACCUGGAGGAUCUGGGGUAUCUCUUCCCUAUGCCAAGGGGUGCUCGGAGUUUCCACAGCAGCCCUGCAAGACUGAGAUGACAUGAGUCACUUUAGCUCUCACUGACCUGGAUGGGGACAAAUCCGGUGUAGCCUCUUGACGCCUGGGAUGGGAGGUGGCCAGACUUCUGCCAGCUCCUUCAUGCUUUCUGUCCUCUUCUUAGACCACAGUGGGAGAACAAUGGGAAGGACUGAGAUUGUAUAUGAGAGAGCAGCGGCUAGGCUGAACUUGAGUUCCAAGUUCCCCCUGCCUCUCUAGCCAGGACUGAAACCCAUCUCCACGGCUGAACCAUUGGCUCAAGGGCCGCCGGAUGCAUUUCUUUAUUAUUAUUAUUUUUUAACUUGGACAUUCAUUAAAGGGUCUAUUAGCUUUUAUUCCAUCUGUCUCCACAGCUGGGAUGGAGCUGCCAGGGAGUGCCUUCAUUUGUCCCCACCCUCUACUGGGUGUGGCUGGGCUGGGAGUGUGUGCUUGCAGUAACUAAGUCCCGACUGGAGAGGACAUAUUGGGGGGGACUCAUUGAGGAGAGCCCUUGAUGAGAGGAGAUGGGGCCAGAUGUUGGGAGUGGCAGCAGGAAUUGGGCUUGACCACCAGAGCACGCCAAAAGAGAUGCUAAUGAUGCUUAAUGGAAACCUGCUGGCCUGUUGCCUGGCUGGAGAAUUGGACCCGAUGCCUCCCGCCUCCCGCCCUCGCCCUCGUUUGCCAGUUAUUGACACUGCUCUCUUUGUAAGAGAGAAAAGAAACUGUAUCCACCUAAGGGAUGGUUUUCAGGGGACAGGGGUGGGUGGGGCAGGUGCCCUGAGCUAACAGGGCCCUCUGCCUACUCGCCUACCUUGGGGAUCCUUUUGCCAAACUGUUGAAUUCAGGGGACCCAGUUGUCUGGUUCCCCCUUUGCCCACCACAAACCCAGCAACCCCUACCCCCACUUCAUGCCUUCACCCAUGGGCACCAUCAGCACUGUCCAUCAGGAUCCUGGAGAGGGAGGAUUCCCAGCCUGUGGUCUCCUGUCUCCGUGCCUGCCACCUGCCAUCCCCUUCCUGUCUGCCCAGCUCUAUGCAUCUGUUAAUUGCAUUCCAACCACUAAUAAAGUGCCUAUUGUACAGGUC
Messenger RNA from Ictidomys tridecemlineatus (thirteen-lined ground squirrel), 3659 nucleotides. It is a transcript of the gene Slc44a2, whose product is annotated as solute carrier family 44 member 2 (CTL2 blood group). Gene Ontology annotation, cellular component: membrane. Gene Ontology annotation, biological process: transmembrane transport. The record is from RefSeq and is a predicted model, not a curated record. NCBI's taxonomy places the organism in Eukaryota, Metazoa, Chordata, Mammalia, Rodentia, Sciuridae. Gene Ontology annotation, molecular function: transmembrane transporter activity.